Aspergillus niger is the source of this 1164-nucleotide messenger RNA. RefSeq lists its product as uncharacterized. Gene Ontology annotation, molecular function: ATP binding; cyclin-dependent protein serine/threonine kinase activity. The record is from RefSeq and is a predicted model, not a curated record. Gene Ontology annotation, cellular component: cytoplasm; nucleus. Gene Ontology annotation, biological process: protein phosphorylation. The coding region runs from base 1 to 1164 and encodes 387 amino acids. The transcript has 3 exons. NCBI's taxonomy places the organism in Eukaryota, Fungi, Ascomycota, Eurotiomycetes, Eurotiales, Aspergillaceae.
AUGGACAUGGACGGUCGCGACCGCUCAAAAAGCAGGACAUUGCAACCUCCAACCGCCGAUUAUCUGGAUCUCAUCUCUAACUUGGCCUCUCCCAAGACUUUUCUCUUUCAUCACCCACGCUCCACCUCUCGUUCUCAUCCAACUCCUGCUGCGCAGAGUACCACCGUCGCACCAUCGACCACCAUGGACAAGCAGCAGCCCAGCUCGUUCCAGCAGCUGGAAAAGCUUGGAGAAGGCACCUAUGCCACCGUCUUCAAGGGACGCAAUCGCCAGACUGGCGAGCUGGUCGCCCUGAAAGAGAUCCAUCUCGAUUCUGAAGAGGGAACGCCAUCUACCGCCAUUCGAGAAAUAUCGUUGAUGAAGGAGCUGAAGCACGAGAGCAUCGUGUCGCUCUAUGAUGUGAUUCACACGGAGAACAAACUCAUGCUCGUCUUUGAGUACAUGGACAAGGAUCUGAAGAAGUACAUGGAUACCCGCGCCGACCGCGGCCAGUUGGACCAAGCCACAAUCAUGUCAUUCAUGCACCAGCUUCUCAAGGGCAUUGCGUUUUGCCAUGAGAACCGCGUCCUCCACCGCGAUCUGAAGCCUCAAAACCUCCUCAUCAACAAGAAGGGACAACUUAAACUUGGAGAUUUCGGUCUAGCCCGCGCCUUUGGCAUUCCCGUCAAUACUUUCUCCAACGAAGUCGUGACCUUGUGGUACCGUGCCCCAGAUGUGCUUCUGGGCAGCCGCACAUACAACACGAGCAUCGACAUCUGGUCUGCUGGAUGUAUCAUGGCGGAACUCUACACUGGCCGUCCUCUGUUCCCUGGCACCACCAACGAAGACCAGCUUAUCAAGAUCUUCCGCCUGAUGGGAACCCCUUCGGAACGCUCAUGGCCCGGCAUCUCCCAGCUCCCGGAGUACAAGCCAAACUUCCACGUAUAUGCGACGCAGGAUCUCAGUCUCAUUCUCCCCCAGAUUGACCCCCUAGGUCUGGAUCUCUUGAGCCGGAUGCUCCAGCUCCGGCCAGAGAUGCGGAUCAGUGCCCAGGACGCCCUGCAUCACCCCUGGUUCCGCGAUCUCCCGCAAUUGCAGGCCCAAUUGCAGCAACAGCAGCAGCAGCAACAACAACAAAUGGCUGGGGCGUAUGGUGGCAUGGUUCCCCCACAGCAAACAUAUUGA